AUGACCCAGACCCUCCAUAAAAGGGAAGCCCCUCUUAACCUGGGCGGCGGCUGGGCAGCCUCUGCUCCGUUUCGCUCUUGGUCCUCCUGCCACCGAAGGCGCAGGGGCGCCCCGAUUUACAAGCGGCGGCAGCACUAUGGCCCCAAGGCUGAGUAUGAGCCCCAGAGGAAGCAGCCGAAGCCACGGUACGGCCCGGGCCCUUGGUUCCAACCACCCCAGAGUCCUUACUGGGGCAUGUACUCUAACUGGGGGUGCUGGGGCGGGCCCUGGUGCCCACCUCCAAUGGGAUACCGGAAGCCCCCCAGCCCUGGGCUAGUGGCCCGAAUGUAUGGCCUGCACCCCGUCUGCCUUUGCUGCUGCUUCUGCUGGCGUGGGCCCUGGAACCCCGGCUGGGCGAGGAGCCCAUCGGUGGAGGUGAGCCCCCUGUUGCAGCCGGUCGACCUGUAUGGGUGGCGGGCACCUGGCCUGCAGGCGCCACGCAACACCACCCAGUUCAUCAUGAACCAGAUCUACGAGGACAUGAGGCAGCAAGAGAAGCUGGAGCGCCAGCAGGAGGCGCUGCGGGCUCAGCAGGCCCAGGCAGGCGGAAACGAUGCGCCUCCCAGUGGUGGUGAGGAAGACGCAGAGAUGCAGGACACUUUGUAUGGCUUUGGGCAGAAUCCCUCUCUGGCCUUUAGUCCUGCCCCGGAGGAGGAGGAAGAGGAAAACCAUUCUCCGGCCCCACAGCUGGUGGAGGAAGAGGAAGAGGAGAAAGAUGAGGAGGAGUGUGAUGAGGAGGAGUGUGAUGAGGAGUGUGAUGGGAAGGACGAAGAGAGUGAGGAAGAGGAGAGUGAGGAGGAGGAGGAUGAAGAGGCAGAGGCCCAGGAUGAAGAGGAGGUGGAAGAGGCUGAAGAUGUGGAGGAGGUGGUGGAGGAGGAGGAAGCGGAGGAAAUAGAAGAGGAGGAGGAGGGGCUAGAGGAGGAGGAGCAGAGAGGGGAAGAGAAUCAUUUGCCUCUGGAAAUGCCCUUAUCAUUCCUGAUGGCCGAGGAAGAGAGAGCGAACUUUAUAGACUGUUCUCAUUUAAGCCCAGAACAGGUCAUUCCCAAAGUGUCACAGGAAGCUCUCCUCAUGCUACAGGACACUGACUGUUAG
Messenger RNA from Myotis brandtii (Brandt's bat), 1131 nucleotides. RefSeq names its product coiled-coil glutamate-rich protein 1 (gene CCER1). The record is from RefSeq and is a predicted model, not a curated record. The transcript is spliced from 2 exons. Bases 1 to 1131 code for a protein of 376 amino acids. Lineage: Eukaryota; Metazoa; Chordata; Mammalia; Chiroptera; Vespertilionidae.